UCUCGAAAAAUGCCACACUCAGCUACAAUAUAUCAGGAAAUUUCCCUCUUUCGCUCUCGGAUUCAAAAUCGAUGGGUUGAUGAUGUAACAAUUCGAGUUCUCGAGUCGAUUUUAGUUUCAAAAGAUGUGCAGUCGUCGAUUGAUUUCAAAUCGGUUUUGAAACGGUUCAUGAGAGACGAAUCUCUUCUUAUCUUCGGUGAAAUCGCGGAAGAAUCAGUCGAGACUAAGCUUACAUGUGCUGAGUUUCUGAUUCGUGUUUUUGCUAUGAUUGGCGACGUCGAGAGUUGCUUGGCCUUGAGAUAUGAAGCAUUGGUUCUGCGAGACGAGAUGACUACUAUUCACCCUGAGCUUCAAGUCACUUCUAAAGAAUGGCUCACCUUCACUGAGCAUUCAGUUGAAAAUGGAUUCCAUUCCAUUGCAAAUCAGGCAUGCGAAAAGGCACAUAUGUCCUCAGGCGCUAUUCAUCUGGAAUCAGAUGAUCUCUUCCAUGAUGUGAAUGCGAUGGAGAAAAUCGAUAGAUUGAAGGAUGGUGCUUUGCUAAAGAUUUCUUCACAAUCUGUCCAGGCACAGGCUAAAGCAUACUCAAAGUGGAAAAAAGUUAAGGAGAGUGCACAACAGUUAACCAUCCCUACCGAAUCACAAAAAGGAAGUUCUCUGUUUAGAAGUGGGAUCAAAAUGCAUAAUUUGCGGAAAUUGCAUGAAUAUCAACGUCUUCAAAUGAAGGGAAUCUGCAAUUAAUUCCGAGUUAGUGAUAUGACAAUGCAGCUAAGCAUUAUUGGCUUGUGAUGAAAUGAAGUCCAUUCGGUCACGUGCCUAUGUUAUCCUGCACAACUAGUUAAUUUCCCUUCUUCCACUUGGGAUUGUGCCUACGGUAGCAUGGAAUCAAGAAUGAUAAGCAAGGUUAGAAUCCUAUUAUCCUUUAGGCACACACCUAACACAUGAAUUAGAUCAAACACAAUUAUUUUAUGGUUAUAUAAAUA
Molecule: messenger RNA, 980 nt
Organism: Salvia hispanica
Lineage: Eukaryota; Viridiplantae; Streptophyta; Magnoliopsida; Lamiales; Lamiaceae
Source: RefSeq, a predicted model, not a curated record